AUGACCGUACGUGUCGUAUCAUACAAUAUUUUGGUACCUAUUUAUGCUGAUCGACCAGACAUUUAUUGUAAAUGUCGACCAGAAUUUCUCAAAACCGAUUAUCGAUGGAAUCUAAUUCGAUCUCAAUUAGAACAAGAAGUUCAUCGUCAUGAAAAUACGAUCAUCUGUUUACAAGAACUAUCUUUAACAUUGUUGCCAGCACUUGAAUUAGUUUUUCGUCAAUGGAAUUACACAUUGUUUCAUCAUUUGUAUGGUGCACGUUAUAACGAUUGUAUGGGCAUAGGUAUCGCAAUUCCGGCUUCUAUGAAACUUAAUUCACUUUCUAUUAUAAGAAUUGGAGAUUUUAUACACUCGAUCAGUAAGCCUCGAGAACAGCAAGUAAAUAUUUUAACAUCGGAAUGCGACAUGGAAGAGCAACAACACGAUACGCCAGACCCAUGGGAAACUGCUAUGACUAGAGUCAAUGCUCUCAUCUGUAUACAAGUUACUAUUGACAAUAAAUCAAUCUAUAUAGGCACGUACCAUAUGCCUUGUCUUUACAAAGAACCUGACAUUAUGCUGAUUCAUUCAUCAAUUGUGAAAGAUUUGAUGUUUCAUUUAACAGGUGGACAAGAUUUUAUUCUUGCUGGUGACUUCAAUUUUGACCCAGCAGAUAUGUGCUACAAGGCUUUAACAGAGAAAAAUUAUGAUGGCUAUCAAAUACCAGAAUCUAGAACUUAUGAAAUCUCGUAUCGUCGCAACGCUGAACAAGUAUUGAAGAGUGCUUAUCGAGAGAAAAACGGAGUCGAACCGACUUACACAGACUUUGCUCAUACACCCAACUGUCCAGAUUAUUGUGCUACAUUAGAUUAUAUAUUUUUUCAUGGUCAUCUUACGAUAGAAAACGUGUUGGAAUUACCAGAUCAUCCUUCUAGUGAAUCUUAUCCAGAUGAAACACAUCCAUCAGAUCAUAUUAUGAUUGCAGCAACAAUUCGAUUGCCGUAA
Molecule: messenger RNA, 984 nt
Organism: Rotaria socialis
Lineage: Eukaryota; Metazoa; Rotifera; Eurotatoria; Philodinida; Philodinidae
Source: the annotation of a GenBank genome assembly